This is a messenger RNA of Nematocida parisii ERTm1, 2010 nucleotides long. RefSeq lists its product as uncharacterized. Bases 1 to 1953 code for a protein of 650 amino acids. The transcript has a single exon. Gene Ontology annotation, cellular component: MCM complex; nucleus. Gene Ontology annotation, molecular function: ATP hydrolysis activity; single-stranded DNA binding; ATP binding. The record is from RefSeq and is a predicted model, not a curated record. Lineage: Eukaryota; Fungi; Microsporidia. Gene Ontology annotation, biological process: mitotic DNA replication initiation; double-strand break repair via break-induced replication; DNA replication.
AUGGAUGCAAUAGGCAUAUACCGAGCACAAAUAAGAGAAUUCUUUGAACGGUCAAAAGGAGAGAAGAAAUACAAAAUAUCUCUACUGUCCAAUCCACCACCAAAGAGAAUUAUUAUUGACAUAGGAGAUAUCCGGCGGUUUAAUAAAGACCUUUCCCUUGCUCUUCAAGAGAAUGCAAUAUCACUUCUUCCGGCUUUUGAAGAAAUAGCACAGGAAUAUUCUCAAGUGGCUGUAAAUGUGGGAAUAUCUGGAAUACUGUCCGGAGAGAGAAUAACACCGCGCACUCUUCUUUCUAAAUAUAUUGGACGCAUGGUGUCAAUUGAAGGAAUUAUUACGAGUGCGUCAAUAAUUAGGCCGAAGAUAAGGAAGAGCGUUCAUUAUAUAAAACCAACAAAUUCAUUUGUGUAUAAGGAGUACAGAGACAUGUAUACUAUGUCUAUGCUGCCACCCACUACAUCAGUUGUUCCAAAGCAGUCACUUGAUGGAAAUCAAUUAGAACUGGAGUAUGGGCUGAGUGAGUACAUAUCUCACCAGACAAUAGUUUUGCAGGAAAUGCCAGAAUUGGCGCAGCCAGGACAGAUGCCUCGUGGUGUGAGUGUUAUUUUAGAGAAUGACCUUGCCGGGUUAGUUAAGCCAGGAGACAGAGUGCGUGUGUAUGGUACAUAUAAAUGCAUAUCAAAUAUUAAAGCAGCACAGGAUACACUCCGCACAACAAUCAUAGGUAACAACAUAGAAAUACUUGGGAAAAAGGAGAUGUCUAAUAAUAACAGUAUUGAUACGGUCACUAAAAUCUUAACAGAAACUGGCGUAGAUGGGCUAGUGCAGUAUAUUGCACCAUCUAUUUAUGGGCACAUUCCUGUUAAAAAAGCAAUUUUACUCAUGAUGAUAGGAGGGCAGGCUGUGCACACAAACACAGGAGGAAAGAUUAGGGGAGAUAUUAAUGUUCUUCUUGUGGGUGAUCCAGGGAUUGCAAAGAGUCAGUUGCUCAGGUAUGUUUUAGACAUAUCCCCGCUCUCAGUGGGAACAACUGGAAGGGGUGCAACUGGUGUUGGUCUUACUGCUGCUAUAGUAGCUGAUGCAGAUACUGGAUCAAGAAGAAUUGAAGCUGGUGCAAUGGUUCUGGCAGAUACGGGGAUUGUUUGUAUCGAUGAGUUUGACAAGAUGGAUGAGACAGAAAGAGCAGCCAUUCAUGAAGCAAUGGAGCAGCAGACUGUAACCAUUACAAAGGGAGGUAUUUAUAUCACAUUAAAUGCAAGGUGUUCUGUUUUAGCAGCUGCCAAUCCCAUCUCAGGACAGUACAGAAGUAACUUAUCCCCGCGUGAAAAUAUUCGAUUGCCAGAAUCAAUUCUUACCAGGUUUGAUCUUAUUUACAUCUUAGAGGACACGCUCGAGUACGACACAGAAAUUGCAGAGCACGUCCUUGGAAGAAGAAUGGGAAGAAGAUCUUCUGCAUCCGAACUCUCCCAAGAUGAAAUUUCAGCCUACAUACAAGCUGCGCGUAAUAUAAACCCAGAACUCACAGAUGAGGCAGAGGAAUACAUCAGUAAAGAAUAUAUCCGUAUAAGAGAAGAGGGUGAAAAGAACAAGACAAGCCUCUCCAGAAAUGUCACUGCAAGGUUACUAGAAAGUAUUGUAAGACUGUCCACUGCGCAUGCAAGAGCCAGACUCUCUUCUGAAAUUAUCCUGGAAGAUGCCAUGGCAGCUGUGGAUAUACUUGAGCACACUCUUUGGAGAAAGAGUGUUAAGAGAAGAGAGAGAAAAGAACAGUCACAAGAUACUCUUCUUAACAUAUUAUACUCCUACAGAGAAAAUAACCCAAAUGAUAAGCUUGUUUCUGUUGAAAAGAUCGUUUCUCUAUGUGAUGUAUCCAGAGAAGCUGUAAUUGAUGGUCUUAUGGCAUUUGAAAAGGAAGAACUAAUCAAACUAGUUGAUGGAAUGGUUAUUUUCCCAUAGCCAGAGAUUAUUGUUUAUGCUUUGGUUUCUAUUAAUAAAUAUAUACGUCAUGUCUAC